GAACACCAUUGAAACAUUAUUGGGACACAGCUGAUCAUUUCGUGAGAUGGCCUUAGAAAAUAAAUGCAUAGCAUGGAUCACUUUGUAUGUUUAAACUAAGCCUCAAAAACUCUUUAGGAAAGCAAGCUCCAAAAAUUGGGGUCCAACUGUGAAUAUAAUUGGCAAUAGGGGUAAAAUGGUCUUUCAGAUACCUUAACCUCGUACUACUUUUAAAGUCAUUAGUCAAAGUCAAAUAUAUUACUUUUACACCAUAUUUUUAAAUGGAGAAAUUCAUAAAUAUUUGUAUGUUUAUUUGAAAAUAGAACAAAAGGCAGGUGGAUUGCCGUAAAUACACAAAUAUCAGUGUGAUCCAAAACUUUGGUGGCCUCAAACCCACUCGAAUUUUGGAUGUGACUGAUUUUUUAGAUCAUGUUGGUGAAACAGAUGGAACGGAUGGAUGGAGUGAAUGUAUUACAGACAUCAAGAAGCCCCAAAGAGCUUAGGGUUACAGGGGAUUCCUGUAGCCCGACCCGUUUAACCUGGUUUGGAACAUAUAGCCACAAAAGUGUGGACCGGUCGAGUUUUUCAAACAUUGAGGCCGAACAGAAGUUCAUACCGUGUAUUGCUUCAUUAUAUAAUUUCCACAACAUGAAUGGAAUUAAGAAAGAGACGUUUGUUGACUCAAAAACCAGUAGCUCUAUAUUAGUGCAUGAAAAAAAGGAAUCCUAAGAGACAUGAGCCCAAAAACCCCCUGAUUAUAACACACCUUUCUUUUGAAGUUUUGUAGCACCCCUUACGCUCUGUGUUCUAUUUCAUCUUCAAACCAUGGGGAAACUUACAUGGUUAUUUUGUGUUUUGGCCACAUGGGUCAUGGUGAAUGGUGCCUCCCAAGCACCUCUCCGUCCAUCACUUGUGUGAAUGGUCCGCUCGGCCGCCUGGGUGAUUGCGUAACCUUCGUCGAGAACGGGAGCAUGGUUUCUAAGCCUGAAGGGUCAUGUUGUGCUGGGCUUAAGAUCGUUGUGAAGGACAGCCCUACGUGCCUAUGUGAGGCCCUCAAGAUAGGCAGUAGUGAUUUCGGCAUUGCAUUGAAUCUCACUAAGGCUCUCACACUUCCAUCUGCAUGUGGGAUUUCUACUCCUUCAUUUAGUAAUUGUAUAUUUGGUGGGCCAUCCCCGUCGCCGGCUCCAUCUCCUAUGUUGAAUUCUCCUGUGCCGGUAUUGCAUUCACCGGCUCCAGUAUCGCCACCGUCAGUUUUCUCUCCCCCAUCGCGCUCACCAUCCGCUUCGGUUGCACCCCUGAUUUCUCCUACUGGAGGUAGUGGCACAAGGGACCCGAUUGUAUCACCACCAUUUUCUGGUGCUCCCAUGCUACAAAUUUCAUAUAUGUUUGCUCUUGUUAGUGUAGCAAUUGCCUCAUGUUCUUGUUUUUGAGAAGAUAUACUGGAUAAGUAUAUGGAGAGAUGGUUGAUCGACUAGUUUGUAGUGAUUUUCGACUAGAAAUUUAAUAAAAAUAAAAACCACUUGGGUAGUUUUCUUUUU
Molecule: messenger RNA, 1517 nt
Organism: Magnolia sinica
Lineage: Eukaryota; Viridiplantae; Streptophyta; Magnoliopsida; Magnoliales; Magnoliaceae
Product: non-specific lipid transfer protein GPI-anchored 11-like
Exons: 1
Coding region: 819-1409 (196 amino acids)
Source: RefSeq, a predicted model, not a curated record